CCUACAUCGUCAUUGACGCCAUGUUGGAUAUGAUGGAGGUAGAAGCGUCUGUCGAUAUCCUCGGAUAUCUAAAACAAAUAAGAGGCGAUCGGGUAGACAUGGUUCAGACAGUGCAUCAAUGUGUUUGCAUUUACAACGCAUUGCUUGAGUUUCAUCUCAAAAGUGUUGUGCAAUUCCCACUGUCAGAAUUUUCAAGUCGGAUAGCACACUUGAAAAGGUUAAAUCCUGUUACAAAGACAACAUUUAUCGAAGAAGAAUUUCAGAUGCUGAAUGCCAUUACACCAUCACCAGGAGCAGAGGCAAUGCCAAGCGGCUGUCAACAACACAACAUCAAGAAAAACCUAUUUGCAAAUGUAUCGCAAGUUGAUCGAUCACGAGUGAUACUGAAUUUUGAAAGCAACAAUUAUAUCAACGCUUCAUUUGUGAAUAGUUACAAAGCAUUCAACAAAUUCAUUGCUACUCAGAUGCCACUAACAGAAACUGUAGACGAUUUUUGGAGGCUAGUUCACGAUUGGAAAGCAACUGCGAUUGUGGUGCUUAAUUCAAUAGACUUGACAUGCGCACAAUACUGGCAGGAGAAUGAGGGCAGUACUAAACAUGUUGGCAAUAUGAAAAUACAACUCAACUCGUAUGAAAGUAGAGGCGAUCACAUAAUUAUCAGGAAGUUUUUCAUAAACGAUGAAGUCGAUGAAAAACGUGAACCAUUAGCUGUAACGCAAUAUCAGGUGACAGACUGGCCAGUAGGCCAAGAUAGCCCGAACAGGUUGGAAACUUUAUUGGAGGUAUAUGAAAUAGUUGAAUCAAACCUUGAUGUACAGAAGGGGCACCCAGUUGUUGUACAUUGCAUGAAUGGGAUGGGUCGAACUGGGGUUUAUUGUGCCAUCACUGAGACACUGGACAGGAUAAAGCAUGAUGGCGUUGUUGAUGUCUUUCAGUCAGUGAAACGACUUCGGGCAAACAGACCAGGAUUGGUGGAAAACAUCGAACAGUACACACACUGCUAUGACCUCGUCGGAGCCUACAUACAACGAACCGUAUUGAAACUAGAUGAUGAUUAGUUGUUCUACUUAAAACCUACAUAUUCCAACGACACUCGCACUUUGCUUACUGGUGUGCAUCCAAGUUCAUAAUGGCUACACCAUGAUUGUGUAUACCUAGAUUUAUUAAUAGUACAGUAUAAUCUCCAAGUUAUAAAAUUUAAUUUUGAAGUUUGAUAUAUAUGAUCUAUAAACGGAUUGGAAACGAUUGCUAAUGAUAAAUAUAAUGGGUGUAGAUAAACAAAUAUGAAUAUUGCUAUAUAUGGUUUUACAAUACGGUCUUUUCUCUGUUGCCAUGCUAUUUUUAAAUACGAGAUAGGAAGAUCGUUCAUAAAUUUGCUAGAGUUUCCAAGGAGUAUAUCCAUUUUAGUGUUACAAUCUCCACUCAUGAAUAAGUGGCAUAAAUAAUAAUCAGAAUUUGAUGUGAUUUUCUUAUCCGCAGCGAUAUAUUACUCAGAUAUGUUUUUUUAAAGUGUUCUACAUGUUAACAUAAAAUGUAUGAUAUCCUCCUCACUUUCUGGCAAAGAGGGCAGUAUUUAUCAACAGGAGAAUCAUAAUUAUAUUAUUUACAUACUAUGGCAUUAAGUUGGAGGGCAUUGGAUCUUGCUUUAAACUGCUUUCGUGGAAAUCAGUUUCAUUUCUUAAAUAAUCCUCCAUUUUGGAGAAUUCCUUAAUUCUAAUAUAAUGAAUAAAGGGAUGAUUUAUUGACUACAUUACUAAACCAGUUGACAUUACUCAACUCGAUGUUUAAAUGUACAUUAUAUUACCAACGUAGGAUUACCACACACCCUUUUAAUCCUAUUCAUAUGGUAAUAACUGGUGCUCAUAGUAUAAUUAGUAAAGUAUCAGUUAUUUCUUUAUUGUAUUAAGUAGGCCUUUUUUCCCACCAGGGUAGGACAACAACCACUCAGGACAACAACCACUCAGGACAAUAACCAACCGGACAUAAACCAACCCAACCCAAAAUGGACUAUACCAUUGUGAAAGUGGGGUAGGCUUUGGGGUGGACAAUGGGGUGGUCUUUAAAGGUUGCAAUUUGUUUGAUGAGUUUAACACAACACUUGCAAAUUUGUAGUAAAUUUUAAUAAAUAAUAACGGGUUUUUUUUAUCUUUAUGGUAUUUGUUUAAUAUUUUAGUAUUAUAAAUUUAUUUAAAUUUCAAAAAAAGGAUGUGUUCCUAGUUCCUUUAAAACUUACUUUCAAUUAAAUAUUUCGAAUAUUUUAUAUAAAUAUUUUGAAUAGAGCACAUCAUUAAUUUUAUAAUGAGGGCCCAAUGACUUUAAUCGGACAAUUAUGUGUAAAGUUAAACUAUUUUGAAUUAUAAUUAUUAUCUGUAAACUGGCCUAUAAAGUUCUGAGCAAAAGGGCUCUAAAAGGACUGCAGAAAUUGAAGAAAAAUCACAGCAGCAUUCAAAGAAACUCCUUAGCAACAACACAGUUCGCUAUUGCGAUAACAUUUUAUACGGUUUGCUAGAAAUAGUUUGGGGAACAGAGAUGUUCUAUUUUUAACCCCAGGGAUUUAAUUAUUGAUAUCUCGGGGGAAUUGGUUAUACCUUUAUAAAGCUGAAGCAUCUACGUGCUUAUUAUGGCAUCCCCGUUGUUCUGAUGAAUUUAGUAGACAUAAGAAGUGUUUUAUUCGCCAAGCCUUGUUGGAGAGGGUGUUUUGUCGGGGUGUGGAUGAAAAAGGGACGGGGUGGGGUUAUGGGGUCUGGAUUAUUUUUUUUUUAAUUAUUAUUUAUAAACAUUUAAGACAUAAAGCAUUUUCAGAAUUAACCAAGUAUUUAGUGAAAUAAUCAGGAUUUAUAUUGUUGCAAGCUACAUUGUAGCAUCGAGAGGUGGUAAACAAUCUGUUUCGAACUACCAGCCCCAUCAUUAAAAUACUGGUAUCAAAUUAAUUACUCUAUCUUAAAGUUAAAGUCAAAAUAUUUACCGUUAUUUA
This is a messenger RNA of Anneissia japonica, 2974 nucleotides long. Its product is annotated as receptor-type tyrosine-protein phosphatase alpha-like. Bases 21 to 1058 code for a protein of 345 amino acids. The record is from RefSeq and is a predicted model, not a curated record. Lineage: Eukaryota; Metazoa; Echinodermata; Crinoidea; Comatulida; Comatulidae. The transcript has 9 exons. Gene Ontology annotation, molecular function: protein tyrosine phosphatase activity. Gene Ontology annotation, biological process: protein dephosphorylation.